This is a messenger RNA of Brassica napus (rape), 1585 nucleotides long. RefSeq names its product protein INAPERTURATE POLLEN1-like. The record is from RefSeq and is a predicted model, not a curated record. Lineage: Eukaryota; Viridiplantae; Streptophyta; Magnoliopsida; Brassicales; Brassicaceae. Gene Ontology annotation, cellular component: cytosol. The transcript is spliced from 2 exons. Bases 335 to 1366 code for a protein of 343 amino acids. Gene Ontology annotation, molecular function: mRNA binding; sequence-specific DNA binding. Gene Ontology annotation, biological process: DNA-templated transcription.
GACUUUUUAUUCCUACAGCAAGAAAAUAAAUUAUAAAAACAAGCCAAAUUGGGUUUAAAUUUGCAUUGUUCUAGUGAUUAACCGAACCCAAUGAAAAUUUAUGAGAUGCGAAUUGAUUUUAGAGUCAAAACCAAUCCAGUACAUAUAUUGCCUUUCCUCAAAAGCCACAACGACGAGCUUUUAAAUUGGCAUGGUUCUGGUAACUUAACCGAACCGAAUCUUGAAUUUUAAUGAGACACGAGUUGGUUAUACAGUUAAACCGAGUUCGUUAUAAUUGCCUUCCCUCCAUAAAACAGAGCAAAACCUAACGAUAAAAGAAAAAACCUUUCAAGAAAUGGCUGGCGAUCUCUUCCGCCGUAACAGACCUUUCCAUCUCCUCGAUGGUUUCUACACCGAAUGGUCCGAACACCUAACCACGCGCUGCAUCCCUCUCUUCCGUGAUUCUCCUCCUUCCGCCGUCACUAACGGCGCCGUCUUCAACGACUUAAUCUCAUACUACGACACUAUAGACCACUACGCGAACAGAGACACCAUCUUCUACUUCCUCUUCCCCUCGUGGCACGUAAACUCGCUCGAGACCUCGAUCCUCUUCCUCGGCGACGUCCACCCUCAUCUUUUCAUCAGUCUCAUCCAAUCUUUGAGAGAUCCGAAUCGCAUCCACUUACGUCUUGCCCCGUGGAGAGACUUAGCGUUUCCGGUGAACCACUUCGUCGAUGACGUCAAGAACGAUGUUAACGAGAGUGUCUCUCGUCUGCUGAGUAAGGUGAGGAAAGCGCAGGAGGGUUACAUACAAGGCUUCUCGGAUAACUGGGUCUCGUGGUUUCAUUCUCAGCGUGGGAGACAGAGUGUGACGGUUAUGGAGACAGCGGCUUCAGUGACGUUGGGUGAGGAGUUUGUGAGAAUCUUCCGUGAAGCGAAUCAGCUGAGGAAGAUUACGAUCGUCAACAUUGUUAAUUUAUCAGACGUGAAUCAAGCGGCUCUCUUUCUUGAAGGCGUAUGCGAGUUUCUUGCAGGGUUUAGACAUCAGCUUGCACAUGUACCGGCUCAGUUUUUUCCUAACCAGGUUGCACUACAGUAUCAACUUGCUUAUCAGCAAAUGAUGCAGCAGCAGCCUGAAGUGUUACACGAUAUAUGCGUUUGGAACAUAGACCGGAAUGUCACGCGUGAUAUGCUACGAGAGAUGUUCAGACGUUAUCCUUCGGUUAGGGAGGUACAGAUUGUGAAUGACCCUGGACGUGGCCAAAAACAUGGCUUUGUUAGCUUUGCAGAUGAAAGUGAGAAAUGGCGUGCUAUUCAGGAAAUGAACGGUGCUAUGCUUUUAAAAAAGCCAAUGCAUCUUCGUAGUGAAGCUCACCGCAAUAUCUAGCCUCACUUUCCUUCACUAUAUACUUGAUGUUGAUACUAAUUAAAGCGGUUAAUUUCUAGAGUCAGUCUCUUUGUUUUUUGUAAAGGAUUUACUUCUCUCUUAUGCCUUAAUCUGUAAACUGAACCAGAAGAUUUUAUGAAGUGAGGAUUUGUUUCAGUUACCAUUUUAGACAUAAUCUCCUUCAUAUGGGCUCAGGGUAGCUUUGUGGAAAAAAUUAUG